AGAACAUUGUUUUCAUCAUGAGUACCAAGAAAGAGAGAAACCUAAAGUCUAAUACUCAAGAUUUUGACCUUUUUCGUUCCUUAAUGAUGUUAAGCAUGACAGUAUUGUUUCUCCCAGUUAUUGGAACUUCUAAGCAAAAUAUUCCAAGACUCAAGCUAACCUACAAAGACUUGCUGCUUUCAAAUAGCUGUAUUCCCUUUUUGGGGUCAGCAGAAGGGCUGGAUUUCCAAACUCUGCUGUUAGAUGAAGAGAGAGGCAAGCUGAUUCUGGGAGCCAAGGACCACAUCUUCCUGCUCAGCCUGAUUGAUUUAAACAAAAAUUUCAAGAAGAUUUAUUGGCCAGCUGCAAAGGAGCGAGUGGAAUUAUGCAAAUUAGCUGGAAAAGAUACUAAUACUGAAUGUGCAAAUUUCAUCCGAGUGCUUCAACCCUAUAACAAAACUCACAUCUAUGUAUGUGGAACUGGAGCCUUUCAUCCAAUAUGUGGAUAUAUUGACCUUGGACUUCACAAGGAGGAAGUUAUGUUCAAAUUAGACACAUAUAAUUUGGAGUCUGGCAGAUUGAAAUGUCCUUUUGACCCUCAGCAGCCUUUUGCUUCAGUAAUGACAGAUGAGUACCUCUACUCUGGAACUGCUUCUGAUUUUCUUGGCAAAGACACUGCAUUCACGCGGUCCCUGGGGCCUACUCAUGAUCACCAUUACAUUAGGACUGACAUUUCAGAACACUACUGGCUCAAUGGAGCAAAAUUUAUUGGAACUUUUCCCAUACCAGAUACCUAUAAUCCAGAUGAUGACAAAAUAUAUUUCUUCUUCCAUGAAUCAUCUCAAGAAGGCAGUACUUCUGAUAAAACCAUCCUUUCUCGAGUUGGAAGAGUUUGUAAGAAUGAUGUAGGAGGACAACGCAGUCUGAUAAACAAAUGGACAACGUUUCUGAAGGCCAGAUUGAUUUGUUCAAUUCCUGGCAGUGGGGCAGAUACGCAUUUUGAUGAGCUUCAAGAUAUUUACUUACUUCCCACAAGAGAUGAAAGAAAUCCUGUAGUAUAUGGAGUUUUUACUACAACCAGCUCCAUCUUCAAAGGCUCAGCGGUUUGUGUGUACAGCAUGGCUGAUAUCAGAGCUGUUUUUAAUGGUCCCUAUGCUCAUAAGGAAAGUGCAGAUCAUCGCUGGGUACAAUAUGAUGGAAGAAUUCCUUAUCCCCGACCUGGAACAUGUCCAAGCAAGACUUAUGAUCCACUGAUUAAGUCCACUCGAGAUUUUCCAGAUGAUGUUAUUAGUUUCAUAAAGCGGCACCCUGUGAUGUAUAAAUCAGUGUACCCCGUCGCGGGAGGACCAACAUUCAAGCGAAUCAACGUGGACUACAGACUGACGCAAAUAGUGGUGGAUCACGUGAUCGCAGAAGAUGGCCAGUAUGAUGUCAUGUUUCUUGGAACAGAUGUUGGAACAGUCUUGAAAGUUGUCAGCAUUUCAAAAGAGAAGUGGAGUAUGGAAGAGGUAGUGUUGGAGGAGUUGCAGAUAUUCAAGCACUCAACAAUCAUCUUGAACAUGGAGUUGUCUCUGAAGCAGCAACAAUUGUACAUUGGUUCCCGAGAUGGAUUGGUCCAACUCUCCUUGCACAGAUGUGACACUUAUGGGAAAGCUUGUGCAGACUGCUGUCUUGCCAGAGACCCCUACUGCGCCUGGGAUGGAAAUGCAUGCUCUCGCUAUGCACCCACUUCCAAAAGGCGAGCUAGACGCCAAGAUGUGAAAAAUGGAGACCCAAUCACCCAGUGCUGGGACAUUGAAGAGAGCAUUAGUCAUGAAACUGCCGAUGAAAAGGUGAUUUUUGGCAUUGAAUUUAAUUCAACCUUUCUGGAAUGUAUACCUAAAUCCCAACAAGCAUCUAUUAAAUGGUAUGUCCAAAGACAAGGAGAUGAGCAUCGAGAAGAGCUGAAACCUGAUGAAAGGAUCAUCAAAACCGAAUACGGGCUACUGAUUCGCAGUUUGCAGAAGAGAGAUUCUGGGAUGUAUUACUGCAAAGCACAGGAGCACACUUUCAUCCACACCAUAGUGAAGCUGACUUUGAAUGUCAUUGAAAAUGAACAGAUGGAAAAUACCCAGAGGGCAGAGAAUGAGGAGGGGCAGGUCAAGGAUCUGUUGGCUGAGUCACGGUUGAGAUACAAAGACUACAUGCAAAUCCUUAGCAGCCCCAACUUCAGCCUCGACCAGUACUGCGAACAGAUGUGGCACCGAGAGAAGCGGAGACAGCGAAACAAGGGCAGCCCCAAGUGGAAGCACGUGCAGGAGAUGAAGAAGAAGCGGAAUAGAAGGCAUCACAGGGACCUGGAUGAGCUUCCGAGAGCCGCGGCUAUGGCGCUGUCUAUUUAAUUUAAGGAAAGCAUUAUUUACCU
Messenger RNA from Elephantulus edwardii (Cape elephant shrew), 2383 nucleotides. It is a transcript of the gene SEMA3D, whose product is annotated as sema domain, immunoglobulin domain (Ig), short basic domain, secreted, (semaphorin) 3D. The record is from RefSeq and is a predicted model, not a curated record. The transcript is spliced from 17 exons. Gene Ontology annotation, biological process: axon guidance; positive regulation of cell migration; negative regulation of axon extension involved in axon guidance. Lineage: Eukaryota; Metazoa; Chordata; Mammalia; Macroscelidea; Macroscelididae. Gene Ontology annotation, molecular function: chemorepellent activity; semaphorin receptor binding. Bases 18 to 2360 code for a protein of 780 amino acids.